AGAGUCCAGAUGUGGGACUGGGCGUCCGUGCGGUGGCUUUAAAACCGCACGCAGUGAAACCCGACCCCGCUCCCGCUGGGGCCCGGCUGCUGUAUUUUGGGAUGUUUUACACGGGGGCAGGACCAAGACAAAGACACGGGGGCAGGACCAAGACAAAGACACGGGGGCAGGACCAAGACAAAGACACGGGGGCAGGACAAAGACACGGGGCAGGACAAAGACACGUUACCAGGCGCGAGCCCAGUGUGAGAAAACAACGAGAAGCUGCGUGAUUUCUGCAGGAAAAGGACGACGCAAAGACUCAAAGACGACAUGGCUGAAGAUGUCCGUGGACUCUGAGAACUCCUGUGUUUUGCUGUCAUCGCAAGACCCCAGGACGUCCUGCGUCUUCCAGAGCGGAGACUCCAGGACGUCCUGCGCCUUCCAGAGCGGGGGAGACCCCAGGACGUCCUGCGUCGUCCAGAGCGGGGGAGACCCCAGGACGUCCUGCGUCUUCCAAAGCGGGGGAGACCCCAGGACGUCCUGCGCCUUCCAGAGCGGAGACUCCAGGACGUCCUGCGUCUUCCAGAGUGGAGACUCCAAGACGUCCUGCGUCUUCCAGAGCGGAGACUCCAAGACCUCCUGC
Etheostoma cragini (Arkansas darter) is the source of this 625-nucleotide messenger RNA. RefSeq lists its product as uncharacterized. The record is from RefSeq and is a predicted model, not a curated record. The transcript is spliced from 2 exons. The annotation marks the transcript as partial. NCBI's taxonomy places the organism in Eukaryota, Metazoa, Chordata, Actinopteri, Perciformes, Percidae.